GUCAAACUGAUCAAUAUAGCAAAAUCUUAAAAAUCUUACAAAUUAAUGCCUAAAAUACGGCAGGUAAAGUUUGCGGAUAAAAUGGAAGAUAUCAGUGAUUUUGCCGGUGAAGUGUCUGUGGUUGAUGUGUACGAUAUUGCUUCGGACAUAGGGAAAGAAUGUGAAAAAAUUAUUGAUAAAUUUGGGGCUGAUGCUGUAACAGCUUUAAUGCCAAAAGUCAUCAAUGCUUUGGAGUUGUUGGAGAAUUUGGCCACGAGAAAUGAGAGGGAGAAUACGCAGUUACAAGAGUUGGAAAGCAAAAUAUCACAAUUGGAGAAUGACAAGUUGGAAAAGCAAGAAUAUAGGCUUAAAUUUGAAAAGGAAUUGGAGGCUAUAGAAGACCAGUGGCGGUCGGAAACCAACGAGUUGGUUUGUAUGGUGUCAAAAUUGCAGGAGGAAAAUCGUAGAUUAAUAAAAAGUAGCAGUCCAACACAUACAUUUACAAGUUCUGGUUCUUCCAUUGAAAAUUUAGAAAACGAUGGGGCAAUUUUGCAGAGAUUAAAAGACUCUAUUGAGAAACAAAGGGAUGAUAUACGUUUUAAGGAAAAAGUGCUACAGGAAAAGUGCCUGGACAAUGAAAAUCUUAAAUUGCAAGUUGACAGGCUGUCAGGAACCAAUAGGGAGCUAAGAAGAAAACACAAAUCUAGCCAAUCACAAGUCAGGACUUUAUGUGAUGAAAGGGCGGAUUUUUUGGUCCAACUGCAGGACCAACAAAGAGAUAUAAACGGUUUAAGACAACGUUUGGGCUUGGCGCAGAAAGAAAAUGAAGAUUUAGUCAAGAGUGACCAACCAGCGCCCAUUAACAAAGCCAUAUACGAUUUGGAUGAUCCAAAUAGGCCUAGAUUCACUACGCAAGAAUUAAAAGAUAUUUUGAAGGAAAGAAAUGAAUUAAAAGCCAGGGUUUCCGAUUUGGAAGACGAAUUGGAAGGGUAUAGACCCAAAAAGGCGGAUACGUUUUUAAAUUUAAUUCCUUUAAUUGAUCAUAUUGAAAACGCAUGUCAGAGUUUUUUAAGUUCCGCUAAAACAUCUCCUGUAGAGGAAUGCUCGCCCAUCGAUGAAGACGCCCCUGUGCAGGGCCCGUUACCAUACGAACCGGACGAUGCCCCUUGGAAAAAAUCGUCAGAAUCCGGAAUUCGUAAAUUUUUUCGGAAGAUUUUCUCCGAGAAUAGCCCAGGCAGCAGUUUUCCUAGGCGUAGCCUUUCCACUCUAUCGAAAAUGGCCCUUUCUUCCACAACCAGCGAGCCCAUACCGAUAUAAUGUCAGCUACUUAUCACUAGCGACACCUAUCGGCGUUUUUGUCGACUUGGCUGGAAACCUGAAUUGCGUAUGAUCUGUCUAUUGUUUUCUUACUCUAUGGGUAAACUUUAAAAACUAAAAAGUCAAGUUUAUUGAUUUUGGAGGAUUUUUUAAAGUUUUUCUUUCUUUUUAUCGCAAGCUUUACGUAUUUUUUUAGCAA
This is a messenger RNA of Brassicogethes aeneus, 1495 nucleotides long. Lineage: Eukaryota; Metazoa; Arthropoda; Insecta; Coleoptera; Nitidulidae. The record is from the annotation of a GenBank genome assembly.